AUGUCGACAGAGGACCAGUUCAAGUCAGGCCACUCGGUGCCGGUAACGCACCAGGAAUUCCCCGGCAAGGAGGGCAACCUGCCCAUCCAGGCGCAGUACGACACCUUGCCUGACUACAAGGGCGGCAAGCAAAAAUAUAAGGCCGCCGGCAAGCUUCAAGGCAAGAACGCCAUCAUAACCGGUGGCGACUCUGGUAUCGGCCGCGCGACGGCGCUCCUCUUCGCUAUGGAAGGCGCAAACUCGCUGAUCGCGUACCUGCCCGAUGAGGAGGAGGAUUCGCAGGAGACGAAGAAGCUGGUCGAGAGGCAGGGACAGAACUGCCACCUAAUGGCACUGGAUCUGACGGAGCGCAAGAACUGCCAGAAGGUUGUGGACGAGGCGGUCGAGAAGCUGGGCGGGAUUGAUAUCCUAUUCAACAACCAUGCAUACCAGAUGAUGGUUGAGAAUAUUGGCGACUUAUCCGAGGACCAAUGGGUACACACCUUCAACACCAACAUCCAUCCCUUUUUCUACCUCUCCAAGUACGCCCUUCCACACAUGAAGGCUGGCGCUACCAUCAUCAACAACGCCAGCAUAAACGCCUAUAUCGGCCGUCCGGAUCUUUUGGACUAUACAUCUACCAAAGGAGCUAUCGUCUCCUUCACCCGAGGAUUGAGCAACCAGUACGUCAGCAAGGGCAUCCGUGUCAAUGCCGUUGCACCGGGACCUGUGUGGACGCCCCUAAUCCCCGCUACCAUGAAUGAGGAGGCACAGAAGCAAUUUACAUCGCCUAUGGGCCGGCCGGCACAACCUAGCGAAAUUGCUGCGUGUGUGGUGUUCUUGGCGUCGGCAGAUAGCUCGACGCUCAGUGGCCAGGUUAUUCACUGCAACGGAGGCGUUAUUGUGAACGGCUAA
Molecule: messenger RNA, 894 nt
Organism: Pseudomassariella vexata
Lineage: Eukaryota; Fungi; Ascomycota; Sordariomycetes; Amphisphaeriales; Pseudomassariaceae
Product: short-chain dehydrogenase
Exons: 3
Coding region: 1-894 (297 amino acids)
Molecular function (GO): oxidoreductase activity
Source: RefSeq, a predicted model, not a curated record